This is a messenger RNA of Ylistrum balloti, 5719 nucleotides long. Its product is annotated as probable UDP-sugar transporter protein SLC35A4. The record is from RefSeq and is a predicted model, not a curated record. Gene Ontology annotation, molecular function: pyrimidine nucleotide-sugar transmembrane transporter activity. Gene Ontology annotation, biological process: pyrimidine nucleotide-sugar transmembrane transport. Bases 45 to 1073 code for a protein of 342 amino acids. The transcript has 10 exons. Lineage: Eukaryota; Metazoa; Mollusca; Bivalvia; Pectinida; Pectinidae. Gene Ontology annotation, cellular component: Golgi membrane.
AAUUAUAAAUCAUACAAGUACAUUUGAUCUCAAGUCUUGCCAACAUGGAUGAUAAAUCAGACACAGGUGACUCUACACAAAAGACUAACAAGUUACCGACACAUGUAUACCAGUUUAAGAAAAACAGAUGCAGUAAAGACAUGUUUGUUUCGCUGCGAUGGGCAGCACUUCUCUGCACCGGAACUUUGGUGUAUGGGUCAUAUUCUACUUUUGUCAAUCUGUGUGAAGUGGAUGGCAAGAUUCCCUUUAAUUCAUCCUCUGUUGUACUGAUGAUGGAGAUUGGGAAGUUUUUGGUGUCUGCCAUCCUCCUACAUGCCAGUGGAUAUGAGUUACAUCCACCAUCGUUGUCCCUGUGUCUCCCCUUUGCACUACCAGCAGUCCUUUAUUUUAUCAACAACAAUCUGGCUGUACACAUGCAGCUUCAGAUGGACCCUGCUUCUUACCAGGUAUUAAGUAAUUUGAAGAUAGUAUCAACGGCUAUAUUAUACAGACUUAUUAUCAAAAGAAAUUUAUCCCUAAACCAGUGGCUCUCUGUUGGAAUUCUUACAUUUGCUGGCUUUUGUAAUAGCUAUGGUGGACUACAAGAAAAAGGAGAGAUGAAAACUGCUGGAGAAAUCCAUGUGACUAUUCUAGGUCUAGUUAUGAUGGUGAUCUACUGUACGUUGUCUGGUCUGGCAGGUGUCGCCACAGAAUACAUCUUGAAAAAGAACGUUGUGAUGUCUUUACAUUAUCAGAAUAUUCUGCUGUAUAUGUUUGGAAUUGUCAUCAACUUCUGUAGCUGGUUUUUACAGGAAAUGGAUCACCCAAAAACAGAAAGCCAGUUUCAUCCAUUCAGAGGUUAUAGUGUGUUUACCUGGAUGAUUGUCGUAACACAGGCCACCAACGGUCUCAUCAUGUCUGUGAUAAUGAAGCAUGCCAGUAAUAUAACACGUCUGUUCGUCGUGUCAUGUGCCAUGCUUGUCGCCACAGGACUCUCAGUAUCUGUUUUUAACACAAGGAUUAAUUCAUUUUUCGUGUUGUCUUUAAUUCUCGUACUUGUUGCUCUCUGUUUGUACCAUAUUGAUAGGAAAUGAUGUCAGCUUGUCAUCCUUGUUCAAUAGCUGAAAAUGUCUUCCUGGAUGUUUGUCAUGUUUGAAAGUGAGGUCUUAUUUUGAAUAUGGGAUUUAUGAAACAAAUCUAAGACUUUUUGCUGAGUCUGUGAAUUAAGUUUAUAUAAUGAGCUUCUGCUCUUAAGCCACAACUGCAAUCGUGAAAACAAGGGUUCUAUGGUCCUCAAUACUCAAUUCACAGAUGAAAACAAUGAAUCAAGAAUGAAAACAUUUUAAGACAUGGUACUUUCAAAUUUUGAAUAUUCCACCAAACAUUGCACAAUCUCUCAAUGAGAUUUCGGGUGGUCGAGAAAUACCUGCACAUCAGAAACAAAUAAUAUUUUCAUUCUGCAGCCACUUGACUUACCUUUCAGCAAUGACAGAUCAGUUUCUUAGAAAUUGAAAAUCUGUUUUGGCCCCAAUUUAUUAACUCUUUAAGUAGUUUUUCAAGUAUAAGGACAGUUUCUGCAUUCUUUAUUAAAGUGUCAUUAAAAUAGGACAAACAAUUUCAUAAAAGAUUCCAAAAAUGUUUGUUUAUACAUAUUACUGUGACUUAUUGCAAUUAAAUAUGGAAAAUGUUUAUCUUGCAUCAAAGUAUCAGCAGCAACACAUAGCAGUGAAUCAGUUUUUGAGCCGUUAUAGAUAUGAGCUUUUUAUAUAACCUAAUGUUUUUAUCCUUUUUAGUUUUUAUCGAGCCAGGUGAGCUUUAAGGAUACCAUGGCGCUCAGCAUCUGUAAACUUAUAUUUUGCUACUAGUUUAAUAAUAUUUGGUCAGAGGCAUCCUAGGGGAAACGGAAAACGGUUUUAUGGAAUUCUUAAAAAUUUAUCUUGUUCUUCAAGAAAUUCAGGAUGCUAUCCAAAAUUGUUCUGAAGCAUGCUUAGACCAAGAAAAAUCAGUGUGGUAUAAAUGGUGGGUCUCGGCCCCCUGGGGCUAGAGGGGCGAGGCCCAAUAGGGCCUGGAGCAUGUUUAGGUAAAGGAAAAUAAGUUUUGUAUAAAUUGUAAUUCUCUGUCACCUGGGGUCAAAGUGUUGGGGCCCGGUAGAGAAAUUCUAACCACCAAGUAGAUUUACUUUAUUUUCAUGUCAUCAUCAACAGUUCAUUUGGACAUUUGGUUAUUUGAAACAGUUGUGAUCCCCACUGAAUAACAGUAGCAUUGCUGAGCAUCAGGAGACAAACUCAAUCAUAACUGAUAAUUUGUCCUGGGGUCUGGUCCCACCCCAGAACUGAUUUUGUCUUUGAAAUUGAAAUUACCAUCCCAUAACUUGAUAGCACUGCUGGACAUCAAGAGAUUAACAACUGAUCUCUGUCCCCACCCCUAGGGAAUUUGAAGCUGUAUCUGUGGGGUGAGGCUCAUCAGGGGAAAUAUUUUCCUUACAAAGAAAUAUAAAGUUUUGCAUUAUUGACUUAAAUAUCAAGAUGAGCCAUAAAGGCCUUUUGGGCCUGUUGUUUUCAUAUACAUUAAAAAUCAAAAGUAUUCAACAUGUAUUUUUGAGAAAUCAGUGUUAAUGAUACGUUUCAUAAAUCAAAUCAAUACCUUUAUAUUUAAUUACUUCCCUCCCUGUUUUGAAGGAUGAGAACAUUGUGAUAAAAUCAAUACGAAAAUGAUCAUCAAAGUCACUGUAUACUGCUUAACUUCAUAUUGGAAUGUUGUGUGGGUCCUUGAUAGAGCUGUGAUGCUGUAUUUAUUUGAUGUUUUUUUACUUAAUGAUGAGCGUGGUAUUUAUAUAGCGAGAUUAUGUCACAUGGUAUUUAUUAGAAUACUUUUCUGUCAUUGAUGUCAGUGAAGUUUUAUUUUAUAUGGUAUGAUGUUCAGGUGAGUACCUGCAUUGAAUGGAUUUUCGUUUUGUUUGGACCUGUAGAGAGAUGCUUCUUGCUUUAAACUAUUGCUUUUACACUUCUAGUGUGAUUUCUACGUACAGGUUUGUGUAUGGUGAUUACUGAAAAAAACCUAUAAUUUCAUUUUUGUGAUGAAGGAAUCUAGGUUGUUGACGCAGCAUUAUAAGAAAGAUUUGUAAUCAGCAUUAUGUUUUUUUUUCUGUUUAAAGAUGUUAAUGAAAGAUGUUGUCAUGAUAAAAUCAAAUGAGUACAUGUAUAUUUUUAUGAAUUAUCGAUACAUUUUACGAAACAUUAAAUUUUAAGGUAAUAUUUUAAUUCUGUGUUAUUUGAAAGCAAGAUAAUGGAUAACAUGGAGGAGUAAGGCUUUAAAAUAUUUUGGUAGACAUGAAGUGGUAUACUUUUGUUGAACAUAUAUAUGAUUAUAUAACCAUACCGAAGACCAGUACACACUACACCAUAGAUCAAUUAAUUCUAACGCUUUCAUGUGUUCCCUUUUUAAUACUGCUUUUUCAGUGUUGUAAAUAUAUAUAUUGUUAAGCCUUAAAAUAUUAUUCUAUUCUAUCUGCUGUUUUGAUGUACGUAUUUAUAGUAACAUCAGCUGAUCUAACAGCUGUUUUGUGUAUUCUGACUUCGAGCAUUGCAUGUUAGUGCUGGACAGAUUAUGAGACGGGAUGUCUCUGUAUUUGGUACCAAACACGUACCAAAUGGCAGUCGGAAAAACACAUUCCUUUUUUUCUUUUACUGUUAACUGGAACUUUUUCGAAAAUGUCUUAAUAUGACCGACCUGAAAAAGUAUCAUGUUUUCAGCUGAUCCAUGAAUAAUUGAUAUUGUACCAUGUCCUCCCUAUCGACAACAAAAUUCGACUUAACAUUAAGUUAACUGUGACUCGGACAAAAUGUGAAAAAAAAACCUAGCUUUUUUUAUUUUUUUUUAAUUAGAGGCAGUAGCAAUAGUCAAAACUUUUAAUUGUAAAUCACUGACAGGUGUCACCAUAUUGGCACUCCUGACAGUUCUUUCAACCAAAUAUCAAUUCAACCAAAACUGAUGUCAUGAGUAACGACUAGUUUCAACCAGUCUCUUGUUCUUCAGUUAUUAUUUCGCUUUUAUGUUUGUGUUUAUUCGUUUAUCCAUUAUCUCUCGGUUUAGCAGCAUUGUCCUUGUGUUGAAUGGCGUUGUUUUUACCACAUUCAGUUUCCGUGAUAGUGUAUGUAUCGACGAAAUAUUUUACGUGAAACAGUUUCACCAUCGUUUGUUUCCAAGUUGUGUUUCUGAAUGCAAUGACAGGUACUGAAUUAUUGAAGAGAUUUUUAUUUGUAUGCUUUUAUCGGUUUGUACUUAAGCAUAUAUUACACCAGUAAGCAAGCAGUAUGUUGUAUCGUGCUGCUUGCACAAAGGGUAGUAUCAUUAUUACAUACUCGGAAAGAUCAAAUUUAAUCUCUGAAACGUUCUCCAUUUAUUAAUUCAGACUCUGUAUAGUAUCCUGCCGCCAAAGAAAUUCCAAUCAUUUUCAACAAUGCGUAUUUGCUUUACUUAUCCAUGGUAGAUACAAUCAAAGAAUUUUCGUAAACACAUUCUAAUGUUUAUAUGCUGACUGGUGGUGCAUGUUUUACGUGUCUUUGAAAACAGUUCUGUGAACGUUUUUUUUUUUUUUUUUUUGUAUCUAAUUUAAUUUUUUUGUUUUGUUAAUUUUUUUGAUUUGGAGAACUGACUAGAUUAAUACAAACUUGUUCGUAGACAGAAACAAUUGGGUGAAUAUUGUAAAAAAUGUUAAUUUCCUUGAAAAAUUUAAGGUUCCCUGUGUGACACCUAGUGGAUAAAGCGAGAAGACUGGUUUGAUCAUUCGGUGUAAAACAAACGAAUAUCGAAGUCACAUAACGGCGUGCUUUUCUGGCUUCAAAGUUUGGUGUCGUAAUUUUUAAAUUAGCGUAUAUGAGUAUUUGAUUGGUCAAGUUUUUUUUUCUUGUCCCGAAACCCGAUCUAGGCCAAAUGACCUCGUUUCAGUUCGGCCUGGAAAUACUCCAGGAGCACAGAGAGUGAAAGUGAUCGUAACUCCUGGAGUAUCGAGGAUAAUUACUCUAGAGAAUGGAACUAACGUACUGAUGGUGGAAUCAUCAUACACUUAUUCUAUAUUUUCACUCGUUUAUAUCAACCAUUCAAUUUAACGCAGAUUUGUUGUACACAAGAAAUUCUAUAUAAUGUUUAUAGCCGGUAGGAAUCGAUUGCAGCAUAUAUACAUGUAAUUAUAGAAAAAAGAAAUCCGUUAUUGUUCCUUAAUGUAAAAAACAAAGUUAGUCUUUAUAUGUUUAUGCAAAGAAAUCCUGCAUUAAGCUACGUUAUCUGAUGAUUAGUUGGUUUGUUUUAAAAUUCUCAUAACGUUACUGAAGUGUUUUUCUUGUGUAGAUUCGAACUACCACGCACACUUAACACAAUUUUUUUGUGCGACGAAAACAUCACUUAUGUUACUGUGGGGAUUACUUCCGCGGUUUACUUCUCUAUGAAACUGCAUUAAAUUAAAAUUGAAUGAAAAUGUGAAGGAAUUGUAUAAAUGGGUUAAUCUUGCUAACAGUUUUUUUCAUUUGUAUGAAUUGUUUUAUUUUGUUUGUGUAUUGUGUGGUUCAUGACAUUUUAAAAUAAUGAACGUAUGACAUUUUUUUUACCUUUUAGGUAUAUAUUUUAUUGUUAUCGCACGAAUUCCAUUGUCAAAUUAAUUUUAAUAUCAUCACGUGAUGAAUCUCAUAUGUUUCUGUAAUUUUACAAUAUUUGACAAUUAUACAAUAAAAUAUGACCAGCGUGA